GGAUCGCGAGGCUCCCUCCCCGCACCGGCCAGUGAGUACACAAAGCCGAGGGUGAGGGGAAGCUUCUCAGGCGUGCACGGAGCAGUGAGAUCACUGGCGUUAUAAAUAUCCCGGUGCCAGCGCGGAGAUCCGCUCGGGUGGCCUCUCUCUUACCCUCUCCCCUUCUCUUCCCCGAGGCUAUGUCCACCCGGUGCGGCGAGGCGGGCAGCGCCAGAGGCACGCAGCCGCACAGGGGCUACAGAGCCCAGAAUCAGCCCUACAAGAUGCGCUUAGGACCCCCGCGGCUGGAAGAAUGAGCUUGUCCUUCCUUCUCCUCUUCUUCAGCCACCUGAUCCUCAGCGCCUGGGCUCACGGGGAGAAGCGUCUCGCCCCCAAAGGGCAACCCGGACCCGCUGCCACUGAUAGGAACCCUAGAGGCUCCAGCAGCAGACAGAGCAGCAGUAGCGCUAUGUCUUCCUCUUCUGCCUCCUCCUCCCCCGCAGCUUCUCUGGGCAGCCAAGGAAGUGGCUUGGAGCAGAGCAGUUUCCAGUGGAGCCCCUCGGGGCGCCGGACCGGCAGCCUCUACUGCAGAGUGGGCAUCGGUUUCCAUCUGCAGAUCUACCCGGAUGGCAAAGUCAAUGGCUCCCACGAAGCCAAUAUGUUAAGUAUUUUGGAAAUAUUUGCUGUGUCUCAGGGGAUUGUAGGAAUACGAGGAGUUUUCAGCAACAAAUUUUUAGCGAUGUCAAAAAAAGGAAAACUCCAUGCAAGUGCCAAGUUCACAGAUGACUGCAAGUUCAGGGAGCGUUUUCAAGAAAACAGCUAUAAUACCUAUGCCUCAGCAAUACAUAGAACUGAAAAAACAGGGCGGGAGUGGUAUGUGGCUCUGAAUAAAAGAGGAAAAGCCAAAAGAGGGUGCAGCCCCCGGGUUAAACCCCAGCACAUCUCUACCCAUUUUCUGCCAAGAUUCAAGCAGUCGGAGCAGCCAGAACUUUCUUUCACGGUUACUGUUCCUGAAAAGAAAAAGCCACCUAGCCCUAUCAAGCCAAAGGUUCCCCUUUCUACACCUCGGAAAAAUACCAACUCAGUGAAAUACAGACUCAAGUUUCGCUUUGGAUAAUAUUCCUCUUGGCCUUGUGAGAAACCAUUCUUUCCCCUCAGGAGUUUCUAUAGGUGUCUUCAGAGUUCUGAAGAAAAAUUUCUGGACACAGCUUCAGCUAUACUUACACUGUAUUGAAGUCAGGUCAUUUGUUUCAGUGUGACUGAAACAAAAUGUUUUUUGAUAGGAAGGAAACUGGAAUUCUUUGUACUAAUACAGGGAGCACACUGCUUCAGUUCAGCAAGACAUAAAGCCUUUUGCUUUAUGCUUGAAGGAUAUUUAGAACUUUGUAUUUUCGGAAAGUUAAAUAACACGGACUCUGUAUUUUUCUGACUUUUACAGAUCAACCCGAAAGAACAUACAUGAUACAUUUUUAUUUUUGGUUUCCAAAGAAUAUUUUGAUGCAGAUAAAAUAUUUUGUUAACUUUUGUUUUUUUGUUUGUUUUCUUAAAAGUACUUCUGCAUUGAGCAUAUUUUCUUACUUUUAUUAUUUUAAUUAAUAAGACAUAAGCAAUCAUUUUAUGCUGUUUAUGAAUUAUAAAUGUGUUUAUAGCUCAUUUGUAAUGUGGAAAUCUUUUACAUUUUUCCUAUUCACUGCACUUUUUUAUUGUUUUUAUUUCUAGCCAUACCUCAGAUAAUAUGUUUAGUUUUACAUUUUAAAAUGUUUAAAUUCUCUUCCACAGCACCAAAGGCUCAGCUUGGAUUUGUUUGUAUGUGUAUGUAAAUUCAUGACAUUAUGUGGCGUCCUGCACCUUUGGUGGCUGGGAUAUGAUGGGUUAAAAGCAAGGAGAAAAUAUAAGGACUUUUUGAUGGAAUUAAAUGUGGGAGGUAAGGAAAAGGAUUUAGAGGUAAAAGUACACUAAGUUUGCAACAUUUAUUGAGAUCUAAGUCUGUCUUGCCUUCAUUUCUCUUUUUAUCUCCCCCUUGCCCUUGUUCUUGAACAGCUGGAGGAAUACAUUUUAUUCUGUCCGUGAAGCAUACACUAUGAAAUUGGAGUGCUUAAAAAUACUUCUGUGACUCUCUGCUAUCUCACUGUAUAGAUCCACAGGGAGCAAACACUUAGAGAGAAAUGAUAGAGAACUGAAGGAGAUCAAUGGUUUAACAGUUAUCCAUGCCAAGUCCCAUUGUCCGAAAUAUUCUUAUUACUCAGUCAAACACUCUUUGAGCUUCCCUUCCUAAAGGUAACCAUUCCAGUGAAUAGAUGUGCCCUUUUAUAAGGAAACUUCUGAUGUUUAUUUAAAAAACUGGCCUUUUGAUAGAGGUAACUUAAUUUGGGAAUUCGAUGUGUUGAAAAUGGCUUUUAAUUUCAACCUAAAUACUGACUGCUGGACAUAAAUCACAGAAAAUUUAACUUAAGAAAAUUUACAAAAUUUAUUCUCAGGUAAUCAUUUUAAUAAAGUUCUGCAAAAUACAAAUGUUUAUCUUACAUUCAGAAAUGUGGCAAAAAAGGUAUAGCCAAUGGUUAAACGUAUAGCUUUAGUAGUAACAAAAGAGUUCGUAGAAAUUUCAUGGUUUGCAUUUAAACAUGUUUAAAAUAUGCUUAUAAGCUAUUUAUUUCUUAAAGCAAACUACGACUUAUUUUGGUGCACAAAUACAAAGUGGAAACUUAUCAAAAUUGAACUAGCUACCAUAUAAGCAGAUUGCUUUAAUUUAAUGGGGAAACAGUACACACAUAUAUAUACAACAAAUAGUAUAUUAAAAAACCCAUCCAUCAACUAAAACAUUAUAUGUAUACAUUGGUAUAGUGUUUUAUUGUAAAGCCAAUUAUCUGAUUAAACAUUAUUUCCACUUAAUGCAUAAUUUUUAAAUAGCAUAAAAUGAAAUGCUACAAAAAAUUGAACUAAUUUAUACUUCAGCGUAUUUCUGGGUUAAAUGAAGAAAUGAAAUUUUUUAAUAUCUCCAACUCUCAUCCAAAUGGCAUAUCACCUUGUUUACACAGCAUAAAGCUAAAAAUAUUACUCUAGUUUAUUCUAAUCUGUUGUUUUUAGCAUAAAGCUAAAAAUAUUACUCUAGUUUAUUCUAAUCUGUUGUUAAGUAUUGUGCACUAUAUACCAAGUUCUUAGGGCACAUGAAAAAUUUUAGUUGCCAAACAAAACUAGUAAACAUAUGUUCCUAAUUAGUGAAGGGAAAGAUAAUAAUGAUGGUCAACAACAAGUCAUGUUAAUGCAUAAGUUGUAUAGGCUAAAUGUUGCUUGUAGGCUACAUUAAACUCAAAUGUAAUAGUUUAUCUUAUACUCCUGGUUUGAUUUGAUUAGCAUAUGAACGUGAAAGUAGGAUAGCUACUAAAUAUAUAUUAUGCAAGUCAGAAAUCAUUAAUUUCAAAAUUUAAAGCCAUGAUAAAUUAAAAAGAAAAUGUUAAAUUACACAAUUACACUUCUCUUCACUGGCCAUACACAAUGAUUUUUUUUUUUUUUUUUUAGACAGAAUCUUACUCUGUCACCAGGCUGGAGUGCAGUGGCAUGAUCUUGGCUCACUGCAACCUCCAACUCCCUGGUUCAAGCGAUUCUCCUCCCUCAGCCUCCCAAGUAGCUGGGAUUACAGGCACGUGCCACCACGCCAGCUAAUUUUUGUAGUUUUAGUAGAGAUGGGGUUUCACCAUGUUGGUCAGGAUGGUCUCGAUCCUGGCCUCUUGAUAGUCCUGACCUCAAGAUCCGCCCCCCUCGGCCUCCCCAAAGUGCUGGGAUUACAGGGACAAUGAUGUUUUAUUAAUGCUUAGUGAAGCAUAAAGUUACCUACAUCAAUUAAUUAAAUGAACUUAUGUACAGAAAACAUGUAUAAAUAUAAGUCUAUACUAAUGCUUACAACUUUCUAAGAGGGUUCUUGCUUAGGUAGCUUUUUAUUGUUUUAAUUAACUAGAACCACCAAAUACCAAAUAAAAUUAUUUGAUUAUGGUUAUGUUCAUCUAAAAACAACAAUAACUUUUAUAUUAAUAUUUAGGAGUCUAUUUUGCCUAUAGGUGACAAACAUCUCCAGACUAACAUGUCGGUUUUAUCAAUUAUAUUAUGUUUAAUUAUUUAAGAUUUCUUUAUAUGGAACAUAUAUAGAGAUAAAUAGAAGCUUUCAAUAAGAUAUAGUAACACUGUGAUUUUUCUUUCAUAGUCUCUCUUCACUUCCUUCUAAAGAGACUAAGUUGAGAGUACAGGUGUAUAUUAAUUUUCUUGGUUCUUUCAGCUGAAUUAUGUCUGUCCAGAAGUUCAAAAUCAUGUGACAAUAAUAAGGGAUACUGACAGAAGUUAUUUCCAAGUUUGUGUAUAUAUUAUAAAAAUUACAUAUAUAAAACUAAGACUUUUAUUUCUGUUAUUUUUAAGCUUUUAUUUCUUGUAGCUAAAAAUAAAACAUCGUAAAUCUGGUAGGUAAAUUUCUUAUUAAAUCGAUUUUGAAAUAGAAAAUGUAAUAAUUUUCUUACCAUUAACAUUUUUUUACCCUUCCAUAGAAGGGAGGGAAUAAAUCAUGACGUAUCCCAUUUUCAAUAACAAAACGAAACUAUGGCACUAACCAAAAACUUGCAUUCUGGCAUAAUUUUUACAGUUGCAGAGAAUUGUUUCUGGGCUCAUUAAAAAAAAAGUAGUAUUGCAGACAUUGCUGCAAUGGGAAGCAAACAAUAACUUCUUAAAGGAAUUCUACACCUCCUUUAAGAUUUACUUAAUUGCUACAUCUAAAUUCUGAUAAUUUAAAAUCUAUUUUAGGUGAUAAAAUUUUUUAAAAGUUUUGAAGGAAACCUCUGGAUAAAUGGACAAGGCCUAUUUUUUUUUGUAGUCAAUCUAACUGUACUGGCCAAUUUUUGAAAUAAGAUUAUAUGAUUAGGUAUUAGCAGAGACAAAGAGUUACCUCCUCCAUCUUACUCUGCCCUAUUUGAAAGUCUCAGGGGAGAGAAGGGAACAAGAUGCCGAUCCAACCUGAGUGGAGUCAGGUAAGGCAUCUUUACAUCUAAGAAUUUUUUUUUAAAUUUUAUUAUUAUUAUACUUCAAGUUCUAGGGUACAUGUGCACAACACACAGGUCUGUCACACAUGCACACAUGUACCAUGUUGGUGUGCUGCACCCAUAAACCCGUCAUCCAGCAUUAGGUAUAUCUCCUAAUGCUAUCCCUCCCCCCUCCCCCCACCCCACAACAGUCCUCGGUGUGUGAUGUUCCCCUUCCUGUGCCCCUGUGUUCUCAUUGUUCAAUUCCCACCUAUGAGUGAGAACAUGCGGUGUUUGGUUUUUUGUCCUUGAGAUAGUUUGCUGAGAAUGAUGGUUUCCAGUUUCAUCCAUGUCCCUACAAAGGACAUGAACUCAUCGUUUUUUAUGGCUGCAUAGUAUUCCAUGGUGUAUAUGUGCCACAUUUUCUUAAUCCAGUCUAUUGUUGUUGGACAUUUGGGUUGGUUCCAAGUCUUUGCUAUUGUGAAUAGUGCCGCAAUAAACAUAUGUCUGCAUGUGUCUUUAUAGCAGCAUGAUUUAUAAUCCUUUGGGUAUAUACCCAGUAAUGGGAUGGCUGAGUCAAAUGGUAUUUCUAGUUCUAGAUCCCUGAGGAAUUGCCACACUGUCUUCCACAAUGGUUGAACUAGUUUACAGUCCCACCAACAGUGUAAAAGUGUUCCUAUUUCUCCACAUCCUCUCCAGCAUGUGUUGUUUCCUGACUUUUGAAUGAUGGCCAUUCUAACUGGUGUGAGAUGGUAUCUCAUUGUGGUUUUGAUUUGCAUUUCUUUGAUGGCCAGUGAUGAUGAGCAUUUUUUCAUGUGUCUGCUGCCAGCAGGGCUGCAUAAAUGUCUUCUUUUGAUAAGUGUCUGUUCAUAUCCUUUGCCCACUUUUUGAUGUGGUUGUUUGUUUUUUCUUGUAAAUUUGAGUUCUUUGUAGAUCCUGGAUAUUAGUCCUUUGUCAGAUGGGUAGAUUGCAAAAAUUUUCUCCCAUUCUGUAGGUUGCCUGUUCACUCUGAUGGUAGUUUCUUUUGCUGUGCAGAAGCUCUUGAGUUUAAUUAGAUCCCAUUUGUCAAUUUUGGCUUUUGUUGCCAUUGCUUUUGGUGUUUUAGACAUGAAGUCCUUGCCCAUGCCUAUGUCCUGAAUGGUAUUGCCUAGGUUUUCUUCUAGGGUUUUUAUGGUUUUAGGUCUAACAUUUAAAUCUUUAAUCCAUCUUGAAUUAAUUUUUGUAUAAGGUGUAAGGAAGGGAUCCAGUUUCAGCUUUCUACACAUGGCUAGCCAGUUUUCCCAGCACCACUUAUUAAAUAGGGAAUCCUUUCCCCAUUUCUUGUUUUUGUCAGGUUUGUCAAAGAUCAGAUAGUUGUAAAUAUGCGGCAUUAUUUCUGAGGGCUCUGUUCUGUUCCAUUGGUCUGUAUCUCUGUUUUGGUACCAGUACCAUGCUGUUUUGGUUACUGUAGCCUUGUAGUAUAGUUUGAAGUCAGGUAGCGUGAUGUCUCCAGCUUUGUUCUUUCGGCUUAGGAUUGACUUGGCAAUGCAGGCUCUUUUUUGGUUCCAUAUGAACUUUAAAGUAGUUUUUUCCAAUUCUGUGAAGAAAGUCAUUGUAGACAUCUAAGAAUUUUUAUGACAUUGAAUCAGUCAACUGGCCUACACAUCAUCAAUCAGUGUUUCAGCAAUUUUAUGCAAUAAAAAUAAUAUUAGAUUAUAAACCAAGAACUCUCAUUUAUGUUUUAGUUUAUUAAAUUGUUUUUGUCUUUAUUUAGACAUAAAUAUCACAAGUCACUCUCUAGCACCUGUUUUGCCCUUCACCAUUUGAUCUCUAACAUGAUUUCUAGAUUUAUUACCAGUGAUUGUAGGAUCCUUACAAUGUCGAAAGUUCUAUGAGAUUUAUGAAAAAGGGACAUGGUUCCUUCUCUAAUGAAACUAAAUUUAUGUCCAGAUAAAACUGGACAACCACAUGAAAAAAAAAUGCUGUCAAUGAAGUUAUAAACAUAGAUCUUUUCAAAUGAUCUUUUCUUAGUUUAAAAAAUAUCCACUGAGUUAGUGUAUGAGAUUUGAUCAAGACAUUUACAAAGCUGGGAUAGAUUUUGGGCUUAGCAUUUUAUGAAGGAUGUAAAAAAUUUGAAUUAACCUGGAGGGAAAAUGGUCAGAGUGGUAUCAUUUUUGAUAAUAAAUAGCCCUACUUAAUUAAACAUGCAAUUUUAAAAACAGCUUUUUUGUGAUUAAAGUUCCCCAUUCUCCAUGAAGCCUUCUAGAAAUUCUUGAAGAAAUAUGAGUAAUUUCUUCUUGACAUCACACCUCCAAAUAAGGAUAGCUCAGGACACAAUUUUCUGUCACCAUUCCCUUACUUUCCCCAAAAUUCAGGAAGUGUUUUCUGAGAUCCCUCCUUGCACAAGGCACUCAGCUAGCAAGACAUUCUUGGACUUGCUCAGUGCUUGUUUAGUAGUUCUUUGUGGAUAUUUGCAUCAGUGUACUCUCACAUGUUGAACUUCUGGAGAAAAUAUAUCUGCCCUCAUUGCACAUUUCCCACCCUAAAAUCAGGCUAGUAAAAUAACUUAAUAAAUGCUCUCAGCAAAAAGCAGAUUUGAAUGAUGUGUUCCUCUGGCUUAAACACUUUGUAGAGGCUAUUGGAUAUUCUAGUUAUUCACAAAACUUAGUGUAUAAUUAUAAUUAUAGGUUCCUGGCUGAUGUUAGUUGCUCAGAAGUGCUUUUAGGAUGUAUACAGGUGCUAAAUAAGAUUUAUUGGACAAAAAUGAUGACAAGUAAGAGAAUUUCAUGUUAAAUAUGAAAUGUUUCCUACAAUAAGAGUAAGAACAUCCACUGCCCCUCCUACUGUACUUGAAGUUCUCAAACAUAAAUUUUUAGACCAAACUAAAAAUAUUAGGCACUUGCAGCCGCAUUUAAGUAUCAAUACAUGUCAUCAUAUGCCACUUCAAUUUCACUAGCAAUCAUAAAAAUAGGUUACUAUGCAAAUCCCAGUGCUUUUGCUAUUUGUAGGCCAAACAAGCAGUCUAGUAGGAUGCCAGUAGGUAUCAGUGGGAGAGUAAAGACAUUUCUUUUUGGUAAUUUAUUUCUAGAUGUGUUUGUCCCUUUCCCUAGAUAAACUCUCUCAGAGAAGACUGACAUUUUUCUGUACCCUACAGAGAGAUUAGUGAAUGCAUAAUCACACAGUGACAGGUCCAGCUCCAAUGUGUUUCUCAUUAAAUUCUCUGUCAUUCCCUCUGCGGGAAACUGGACAAUUUAUCAGAUUUUCGUACAGGGAGGUGAAUUUCUGCUGAGGAGGCAACACCAAUGUCUUUUACUUUCCUGAGUGCAAUUAUGGCUGAGCUUCCCCGACAGUACUCCAUUUUAUGAUAGGGUUGUCAUUGUAGGAUGUGUGCAUUCUAUAACUUGUUUCUAUACUCUGACACUGGUUAUAUAUUUACACUUUUAAAAGUUAGCUAGUUGCCCUACAUUCGCCUUAACACAGAAUGUCUGAGAUUAAGCAUACCUGUAUACUAAAAUAUUAAUUGUACAAGGAGAAUAUGCAAAGAUUUCUCUAACAGUCACCGUCUUAAUGGAGUAUGUGAGAGAAUGAGUUUCAAUUCUGGAAACAGAAAGUAGUGUAAAAGCUUAUGUUCUCAGUCAAUUCUUGUUUUUUAUUUCGCAUUUCAAAGGAGAGAAAAAAAUGUUUUCUGUUUAAGUAAUGAAAGAAUAACAGUUACGGCAAUAACUACCAUAAAUUUUAUCUGAGAUCUGGAGUUCCUGUAAGUUAUGAUUAGAAGGAAAAGUCAUGCCCAUUUAUUUAUGUUGCCACAUUAGUUGUAUCACUGUGUAAAACAACAGAUCAGCUCUGACAGAGAGUUUGUUUUCACUUUAGAUAUCAUAUUGCCUAAGAUUCUUAGCCUUUGCCAUUUAGUGAGCAAGCGAACAAAUGAGAAAAAUACACACGCAUCCCACCUUGCUGGUGCAGAGCACAAACCACAAGAUUUCUCUACUAGUCAAGGGAGUUUAAUGUUUAAUGACACGAAAUCAACUCAGUCUACUAAACUCCAAGGUCCAAAGGAGCCAAGCAAACUAAAAGAAUAAUGAUUUCUUGAUUGCUAAUAAUUUAUGGCAGAAACGACUAAUAAGUUUCUAAUAAAAGCAUUCAGUGUUCAUUUAACCCCUUAUACCUGGUAUUAUGCUGGGGUUCUGGGAAUAGAAUUAAACACAUUGGUUUGAGGGAAAUUUACUUUCUUGCUGAUAAUAUUAGGGAAGUGAACUAUAGCUUUAGAAUAUGAUAUCCAGUUCUUGGUAGGUUAAAAAUGACACUUAUUCUUGCCAAAGGAAUUUAGUAUGUUGGGUCACUGUUUACCAGAAUAGACCCAAAACCUUAAACUGUAGUUUACAUUACACAUUUUAGAAGUAACUCGCAAGUUUCUUUGAUGCUCCCUUUGGGAAUUUAUAGCAUUUUUUGUUGAAUAUUAACCUACAGGAUGUUAUCAAAGAUGCAAGAUGUUUCUAUGCUUAUUUUAAAAUAAUUAGGGAUCGAAUAGAACAUAAGAAAAUUGUGUGUAGGCUUUUCUAAUUCAUCUGCUAUAACAAACAUUUACCAUACAGCUGGGAUUGGAAAAGCAAUACGAUCUGAUUCCAGGAUUGCUCAGAAAUUGGAAAAAAAGCUGACCUGUGCUUCCCAAAUUUAUUUCCCAAGACAAAGAUGUCUAUUAGCACAGAAACAAUUGCAUGAAUUAAAAAAUCAAGAUGUAUUAUUAAAUAUGGUCCUGAGUAUUGCUUAACAUUUCAGUUCUUUUUCUACCUGUUUGCUGGAAGCAAGAACAUUGUUAACAAUUUAGCACCUUUUUUAUUAAACACCACCUCCCACUGUUGGUCUUAAAUAAAGGAUUAUAUAUAUAUCA
Molecule: messenger RNA, 9843 nt
Organism: Symphalangus syndactylus (siamang)
Lineage: Eukaryota; Metazoa; Chordata; Mammalia; Primates; Hylobatidae
Gene: FGF5
Product: fibroblast growth factor 5
Molecular function (GO): growth factor activity
Source: RefSeq, a predicted model, not a curated record